AUGGAAGAGUGGCUUAAAGAAAGUUUAUCAAAAGUUUUAGAUUUCGAAGUGCCUCCCGAUCUAAUAACAUAUGUUUUAUCAAUGGAGAAUGAAGCAGAUAUAACUGAAUAUAUGAAAACUUUAAUUAAUUUUGAAAAUCCAGAACAUAAAUCAUUUUUUCGAGAACUAUGUAACAGGAAAUUUCCCUCAAAAGGGACUUCCUUACCAAGACAGCUCAAGAAAAAAAUUUCAAAAAAUAAACAGCAGCCUGAUGUGCUACAGGAAAAACCCAUACCAACACCAAAUGCAGAAGAAUCAAAAAACAAAAAGAAAACAAAAUUUGUUAAUCUUUAUUCACAAGAAGGCAAGAAUGCCCAAACUAUCUUGAUUAAAGGCAGGCAUCACUGUGAGUGUCAAGCAUCAAAACAUGAACUAAUUAACAAUUGUUUGCACUGUGGCCGAAUAGUUUGCAAACAAGAAGGUUCUGGGCCAUGCCUUUUUUGUGGAAAUUUGGUGUGCACACCCCAAGAGCAAAAAGAAUUAAAUGCUAAGACUAAAGCCAGUGCCAAACUAAUGGAAUCUUUAAUGGAAAGAAGCCGGCCUAAAGGUUGGGAAGCAGCUGUUUCACACAGAAACAAGCUUUUGGAAUAUGAUCGCACUAGUGAACGUCGUACGCGAGUAACAGACGAUGAUAGCGAUUAUUUUAAUGCAAACAGUGUCUGGCUUAGUGCUAGUGAAAAGGAAAAACUUCAAAAGUAUCAGCUAUCACUCCAUGAAAAGAAGCACACAUCUAGACUCAAUAAAAAGAUGACAUUUGAUUUUGCUGGUCGCCAAGUGAUUGAAGACAAUACAAUAGAUUAUGAGGUGGACGUAGAACAAAUUAGGAAUAUUACAUCCGGGAACGCCCAGGGUGGGCAAUUCCUAAGAACGGAUUUGUUGGCCGACUCGUCGACCGACCGGGACGUCGCUCCUGGUGUCAACGCUAAUUUAUUACAGUUCGACGAUACGGUGGGCGGUAACUACGCAAAUGUUACUAAGGGCUGGUCCAGGGAAUCUCGCGUACAAGACUCCCAAUUGCAAGAGAUGACGGAUGCUGGGAAAUGUCUGUCCAUGCACCAGCCUUGGGCCUCGUUGCUGGUUGAAGGGAUCAAACUCUCUGAAGGUCGAACCUGGUACUCAAACCAUCGCGGCCGGCUGUGGAUAGCUUCCACCGCGAAGCCACCAGAACAAAGCCUUGUGAGGGAGAUCGAGAAUAGAUAUAGAGUACUUUAUCCAGAUAAACAAUUUAAAUUCCCGACUUUCUACCCAACGGCAUGUCUGCUCGGUUGCGUCAACGUAGAUGACUGUUUACCGCAAGAAGAGUUUCAAAAACAAUACCCAGACGGAGAUAGUGACAGUCCGUAUGUGUUCGUGUGUUCGAACCCCGUCAGUCUGCGUCUGCGCUUCCCCGUCAAAGGGCAACAUAAGAUAUGGACUUUGGAUAAGUCAAUACAUCAAGCCGCGCUCAAAUGCUUACAGAAGAUGUCAAAAAUAGAAGCAGAACAAGCGAAUGCAGCUUAA
Molecule: messenger RNA, 1539 nt
Organism: Pieris macdunnoughi
Lineage: Eukaryota; Metazoa; Arthropoda; Insecta; Lepidoptera; Pieridae
Source: the annotation of a GenBank genome assembly